Schizophyllum commune H4-8 is the source of this 1835-nucleotide messenger RNA. RefSeq names its product nucleotide-binding domain-containing protein. The coding region runs from base 386 to 1741 and encodes 451 amino acids. NCBI's taxonomy places the organism in Eukaryota, Fungi, Basidiomycota, Agaricomycetes, Agaricales, Schizophyllaceae. Gene Ontology annotation, molecular function: FAD binding; D-amino-acid oxidase activity. The record is from RefSeq and is a predicted model, not a curated record. The transcript is spliced from 4 exons.
CGGGACCCACAAGGUGGCUAGUACUCCGAGUAAAGGGCCGUCAGCUCUCUUCAAUGGGGCCAAUCAGAGGUUCAUUCAGUAAGGUAUUCCGCCGAGACGGCCGACUGGUUAGAGCUUUCUGGCGUACCCAAGUUGCCCAGCCUCAGGACUGACCUAGAACGGACUUACGCCAUUGUACCCCAUGCACGGGCAAUAUCCGCGUGCAUAGACGCCACCCCGGUCUCAUCUUCGGUCUCUAUUUGUUGGACCUCAAGGGCUGCCAAUUCAGUAAAUCUUGGUAUAAAAGGUGGCUCAGUCGAAUCCAAGUCCCACAUCCCAAUUCGCAUCUUCCCCUGCUUCCUCUUCUUCCACGCUUAACGGCUCGAAGACCCAUAACAGCACAAAGAUGUCCUCCGACGCGCCUCUCCUCCACCUUAGCUUCGAGCGCAAGCCCCUCCUUGCUCCUGGGCAGAAUGCACCUCAUGUUCUCGUCAUCGGUGGUGGCAUCAUAGGCUUGUCGACCGCCUGGACACUGCUCGACAGCGGCUUCAAGGUCACGGUGCUCGCGCAGCAGUUCGCCUCGCGUGAUGGCAAUACGCCGCGUCUCACGUCCCAAAUCGCCGGUGCCCUCUGGGAAUAUCCACCCGCCGUGUGUGGGCAUACGUCGGACGUGACAUCCCUCGAAAUCUCGAAGCGCUGGGCCAUGAUCUCGUACCACGUCUACAAGCACAUGGCCGCCGACCCUGUCCUUCGGCGCGAGUACAGUGCCCAGAUGCGCGAGACGGUCUUCAUCUUCGACAGGCACGUCAAGAACGACGUCGAGCAGCUGCGCAAAAUGCGCGAGAUCGAGCGUAGCGGCAUCGCGGGGUUCCGGCACGACACAAAAGUGAUCCACGAGCUGGGGCUGGACAAGGAAAGGUGGCUGGACGCUUACGAAAUUCUCUCGCCUCUCGUCGACACCGACAAGGCCCUUGUAACCAUCCAGAAGCUCGUCGAGGCCAAGGGCGCGAAGUUGGUCACCGAGACGGUGACGAAGGAUCUGCUGGAGGUGGAAGGAGAUCUGCUGGCGAGGUACUCCGCCGAUGCGAUCGUCAACGCCUCUGGUAUCGGCGCCUCCGUUCUCGCGAACGACAGCAACGUCUACCCGCUUCGCGGCGCUGUUGUGCGCCUUCUCAACGACGGCCAGGAAUUCGAGAAAAUCAAGAAGGCUCUCGUCGUCAGCGCCGUCGACAUUCCCUCCGACAAAAAAUCGGAAUUCAUCUUCAUCGUCCCGCGUAACGAGAAUAUUCUCUACGUCGGCGGCUUCUCUGAGCCCAAUCAGACCGCACUCGUUGACGAGGAGCACGAGAACGUCAAGAAGAUGACGCGCGACGCGAAGGAGUUCUACGCCCCCCUCGACACCGACCACCGCGACCCGUCGUACCCGCUUGCCCAGGGCUUGCGUCCUGCGCGCAUCGGGGAUGUGCGCGUCGAGCGCGAGCUGCGCCGCGUGCCGGGCAGGGAGGGCCACAGUCGGAUCGUGCACAGCUACGGGCACGCGGGCGCGGGCUGGUCGCUCGCGUUCGGGAGCGCGCUCGAGGCGAAGACGCUCGUGGAGGACGUGUUGGAUGGGCUGCCGCCAACAUCGAUGAAGGAGGCGGCGCCGAGUGCGAUCUCGUACGCUCAGGUGCGCGAUCAGCUGGAGAACGAGGAUGGACAUGUGGGCCAGACGGCACGGCUGACUCCUCCCGGCGGUAGGCCCGAGCUACUUGUCGAGAACUGAAUGCACGAUCCUGUCAUUGAAUCGACUUGUAUUAUCUUGUAAACUCAACGAUACUUAUCUUGUGAAUUCAACGAUAGUGAUGCUUCCUUCGGCC